Balearica regulorum gibbericeps (East African grey crowned-crane) is the source of this 3443-nucleotide messenger RNA. The record is from RefSeq and is a predicted model, not a curated record. NCBI's taxonomy places the organism in Eukaryota, Metazoa, Chordata, Aves, Gruiformes, Gruidae.
AUAUUUAUUAUCCAAAGCGAAGACUCCAACUUGUGCAUUAAAGUGGACACCGUUGGCCUUGUUCUGGAAGACUGCGAUCAACUCUCAAAAGACAUGUUAUGGAAAUGGGUGUCCAAUCGCCGUCUUUUCAACAUAGGCAGAAGUACCUGUCUGGGACUGAACAUCAGUAGGCCAGAGCAGCCAUUGAGUAUGCUUGAAUGUGAUUCAACUCAAUACUCGUUAUGGUGGAAUUGUGAUGGAGAAGCGUUAGUUGGUGUAUCAGAGUACAAAUUAGCUGUUGAAAACAGCAAACGUAUUGUGGCCAAAAAAGAAUCUACUUAUCAUUGGAAGCAGUACAUGUCCUAUGAUGAAGACCUUUGUGAACACCCAUUUCAAGAAACAUAUACCUUGCUGGGAAAUUCUUUUGGUUUCCCAUGCAUUUUUCCAUUUAAAUAUAACAACAAAUGGUAUUAUGAGUGUACCAGAGAUGGAAAGGAAUUUGACUGGUGUGCUACAACAACUCACUAUGAACAAGAUGAAAAAUGGGGGUUUUGCCCAAAUGCUGAGAGCGGCUGCGACGUUUUUUGGAAGAAGAACCCCGACACGCACCUUUGCUACCAGUUCAACCUUGCGUCUGUGCUGACCUGGCAUGAGGCACGGGCUGCCUGCCAGCUGCAGGGAGGAGACCUGCUGAGUGUCACCGACCCCGAAGAGCAAAACUACAUAAGUAACUUAAGCAGGCAGUUAAACGCCACAGACAUGAUGCUGUGGAUGGGUCUGAAUCGCCUGGAGGAAGAUGCUGGCUGGCAGUGGUCAGAUGGAGCACCGCUCGUGUUUGUGAACUGGAGAGCAAAUGUCUCUGAUAACCAUUUUAGAGAAAAUCAUUGUGCAGUGUUUAAUUCGAAAUUGAAGUAUGGCUGGCAAAGUUAUUUAUGUGAAUCUGGAUUGCCUUUUGUAUGCAAAAAAUAUUUAAAGAAGACAGAGCAUGAAACAUUGGAUACAUGGAAGUAUUAUGCCACUCGUUGUGACGCUGGCUGGUACCCACACAACCGCAACUGCUACAGACUUCAUAAAGAGGAGAAGAGCUGGAACGAUGCUUUUAUCUCAUGCCAAAGUGACAAUAACGAGCUCAUUAGUAUAUCCUCCAUGGCAGAUGCAGAGCUGCUCCUUAACUUGCUUGAAAGUGAAAAUGUAACUGAAACAUGGAUUGGGCUAUACAGUAAUAAGACCCCAGUUGUUUUUGAGUGGUCAGAUGGCACCCCAGUAAAAUUCUCUAACUGGCACAGCCAAGAACCUAACACCUUUCAAAGAACAGGACAACUCUGCGUUUCAGCACAAGGAUCUGCGGGACAUUGGAAAGUUAAAAAAUGCGAAGACAGAUCUUUCUACAUUUGCAAAAAAGCAGGGGAAUUUAAUCAUGUAUCUCCUGAGCUGGAAUCAAGUUGUCCAGAGGGAUGGGAAAGACAUGGUGGAUAUUGUUACAAAAUCGACAGUACCCCUCGAAGUUUUGAACAUGCUUCCAGUGGUUAUUUCUGCCCAUCUGCACUUGUAUCAGUAACAAACAGGUUUGAACAAGCUUUUAUCAACAGCAUGAUCCGUAGCGUGGUAAAAUCUGAGAGAACUUAUUUUUGGAUAGGAUUGCAAGACCUUAACAACACAGGAGAAUACUUUUGGCUAAGUGCAGCGGGGAAGAAUCGCUCCAUGAGCUACACAAACUGGAACAAGCACCAGCCACGUCACUCUGGAGGAUGUGUGGCUAUGCAAGGGCAGCACCCUGUUGGUUAUUGGGAAGUGAAAAGCUGUAAGAACUUCAAAGCAAUGUCAUUGUGCAAGCGAAAAAUCAAUUCUUAUGAAGAACCUGAACUUACUUUUCAAAAACAUUUGAGUUCCUGCUAUUUUGGGUGGGAGUCGGAAGCUAAUCUGCUCAGCUGCUACAAGAUAUUUCACAAUGAGAAAGUCCUGAUGAGAAGAACAUGGGAUGAAGCAGAAGCAUUAUGCCGAGAUUUUGGAGCACAUCUUGCUAGUUUUAGCCAUAUAUAUGAAGAGACAUUUUUAAACAAUUUAUUAUAUACAAUUUUUGAUAGGACAGAAGAAAGGCAGUUCUGGAUUGGAUUUAAUAAAAGAAACCCGCUUUCUGGAGGGACGUGGCAGUGGUCUGACAGAACACCUGUUGUAUCUUCAUUUUUGGAAAGCAAGUAUUUUGAAGAUGACUCAAGAAACUGUGGUGCGUUCAAAGUAAAUAGAACGGUCUUUCCAGCACACUGCAAUGAAAAGCGUGAAUGGAUAUGCAAAAUACCAAAAGGUGUUAAACCAAAGAAUCCAGAUUGGUACAUAGCUGAACUGCCGUGGUCAUAUUAUCAAGGAGCAGAAUAUCUUUUCCAUGUCAGUCCUACAGACUGGGAAACCUAUGAGUUUGUCUGUGGCUGGCUUCGCAGUGGAAUGGCAACAAUAAAUUCGUCUGGUGAACAAGCCUUUAUUCAAAAUAAAAUUAAGAAGCUAUCGAAUAGUGAUGUUCACUGGUGGAUUGGAUUGCACGCAGAAAACCUCAGUGAUGAAUUUCGCUGGAGAGAUGAAUCACCAGUAACAUUCCAGAACUGGAAUGAAGGGAGGGGACGAGAUCUGCAGAAACCCGGGAAAAGAUGUGGCUUCAUUUCAUCACAAACAGGACUCUGGGGUGAUGAAAACUGUACUGUCUCUCUUCCCUGUAUUUGUAAACGUAAAUUUGCGUGGAAAAUAGAGAAAGAGAUUCCAAAAGACCAGAACCAACAAGGAGUAUGUCCGAAAGGAUGGUUGCACUUUGGAUUCAAAUGCUUUUUGAUACAAAUUCCGAAGGAUCCAGAGCAUCUGAGAAACUGGUACUCUGCACAAGAGUUCUGCAGUAGCUAUGAUGGGUCGCUUGCUUCCCUCGAAGAUGAACUGGAACAAGCUUUCAUUACAAUGAAUCUAUUUGGACGGAAAACUAGUGUUUGGAUAGGUUUCCAGAGUGAUGAUUAUGAAAAAUGGGUGAAUGAAAAUCCUCCGAUGUAUUCCAACUGGUCUCCGGUUGAAGUAGUGCAUAGACAGCGUUUUAACAGUCCAAACAUCCAAGAACAACUUCCACUAUGUACAUUAGUAUCAAAUAACCCUAAUUUUUAUUUUACGGGAAAAUGGUACUUAGAAAACUGUCAGAAAAAUUAUGGGUUUGUCUGCCAAAAGACUCAGGAUUCAGGAAUAGAGAUGGAAUUUCAUGAUUUCUGUCAUGGCAAGCAGAGCAAUAGCAUGAGAUUACAAAAGACAAAAUUGAGGUUCGCUUGCCAAAAGCACGAAGCUUUUGCGGGGAAGUCACGCUGCUUGGUUUCCUCAAGCCAUGUUCCAGCGUUGCCUCUGGGACUGGGAGCCGGUGGCACCCCGGGGCGCUCGGGCAGCUUUGGAGCCCCGUCCCAGGCGCUGCCGCAGCUCUGCGAGCCAGGACCUGCCACAGCGUG